Messenger RNA from Cyanistes caeruleus (blue tit), 6485 nucleotides. RefSeq names its product ankyrin repeat and SOCS box containing 2 (gene ASB2). Gene Ontology annotation, molecular function: protein binding. Lineage: Eukaryota; Metazoa; Chordata; Aves; Passeriformes; Paridae. The record is from RefSeq and is a predicted model, not a curated record. Gene Ontology annotation, biological process: ubiquitin-dependent protein catabolic process; intracellular signal transduction. Gene Ontology annotation, cellular component: ubiquitin ligase complex.
AGCUGUCCUGCAGUUGAUCGAAACAUCCAGGCAAAGCAGGGAGACAAAUACCAGCGAGGAUUUUCUGAAUUAAGACUUAACCAAGGAGAUAACCCAUUUCAACACCAUUAUUACCCUUUUAUUUCAGAACAAAAAGGAAAGCAAAGAAUUAUAAAAAUGGCUACAACAGCAGCAAAUACUCAAAGACAAACGAUAGGCUGUGAGGAGUACAGCCUGUACAGUAGCCUGAGUGAAGAUGAGCUUAUAAAGAUGGCCAUCCAGCAGAGCUUGGAAGAGGACCCGGCGGGUCAGCCAGCGGCCCAGAGCCCCCAGAAGUCGCUGGUGGCCCGUGCUGGUGAGGUGGGCGCCCCGAGCUGUGCCAGCCCCCACAACCCUCCCUACCGCAUCUACCCCUGGCAAAGAUUGGCGGCCCAGCAGACAGGCCGUGCUCAGCCAUCCAGCUCGGGGGCAGCCUGGGGGGUCAGGCGAAGGUACGACAGCAGCCUGUUCAGCACAUCCCAGUCCGUAGAAAUUGACCCUGUAGUGGCAGCAAUCAGGGAUGGAGAUGAAAAAGCAGUGUGCAACAUGAUGAAAUCAGGAAAAAACCUUUCUGUACCUAAUAAGGAUGGCUGGAUACCCCUCCACGAAGCUGCAUACUAUGGCCAAGUGGGCUGCCUCAGCCUGUUGCAAAAAGCGUACCCAGGCACCAUCGACCAGCGCACCCUCAAUGAGGAGACAGCUCUCUACCUGGCCACCAGCCGGGGCAACCUGGACUGCCUGCUCACCCUGCUGCAGGCUGGGGCUGAGCCCGACAUCUCCAACAAGGCCAGAGAAACGCCGCUCUACAAAGCUUGUGAGCGCAAGAAUGCAGAGGCUGCAAGGCUCCUGGUGCAGUACAAUGCAGAUACCAACCAUCGCUGCAACCGAGGCUGGACUGCUCUCCAUGAGGCUGUCUCCCGAAAUGACCUGGAGAUCAUUGAUAUCCUUGUGAAAGGAGGUGCCAAGAUUGAGUCUGCAAAUGCCUAUGGGAUCACUUCUUUAUUUGUGGCAGCUGAGAGUGGGCAGCUGGAAGCUUUGAGAUACCUUGCAGGAUGCGGUGCUGAUAUAAAUACACAAGCCAGUGAUAACGCCUCUGCUCUUUAUGAAGCCUGCAAAAAUGGACAUAUUCCUAUUGUGGAGUUCCUUUUGUCCCAAGGAGCAGAUGCUAACAAAGCCAAUAAGGAUGGCCUGUUACCUCUUCACAUAGCAGCCAAGAAAGGGAUUUGCGAGAUUGUCUCCAUGCUGAUCCCUGUCACCAGCCGCACCCGUGUCAAGCGUAGUGGCAUCAGCCCCCUGCACUUAGCGGCCGAACGCAACAAUGACGAUAUCUUGGAAGAGCUGAUAGACGCUGGCUACGAGGUCAACACUGCCCUCUCUGAUGAACGGUCCUGCCUUUAUGAGGACAGACGCACCACCCCACUCUAUUUUGCUGUUUUUAACAAUAAUAUCUAUGCCACAGAGCUGCUGCUGCAAGCUGGAGCCAACCCCAAUGUUGACCUCAUUAACCCAUUACUCAUCUCCAUCCGCCACGGCUGCCUGAAGACCAUGAAACUGCUUCUUGACCAUGGGGCAAACAUUGAUGCCUAUAUAUCAAGUCAUCCCACCACAUUUCCAGCUACCAUCAUGUUUUCAAUGAAGUACCUUUCUGUGCUGAAGUAUCUCCUGGAUCUGGGCUGUGAUGCAGGUUCCUGUUUUGAGUGUCAGUACGGAAAUGGCCCACACCCUGCAUUGAAUUACAGGCGGGAAAGACUUAAUGAUCCUCAGGUGACCAGAGAGCCAACUGUAGUACAGUUUUGUGAAAUGGUGUCUACUCCAGAGAUAAGUCGCUGGGCUGGGCCGAUCAUCGACGUUCUUCUGGACUAUGUGGGUAACGUGCAGCUCUGUUCCCGGCUCAAGGAGCAUAUUGACAGCUAUGAGGACUGGGCUGUCAUUAAAGAAAAAGCAGAACCUCCACGACCUCUUUCCCAUCUUUGCCGCAUCAAGGUACGGAGCCUGGUUGGAAGAAACCGCAUCAAACUCCUCGACACCCUGCCUCUCCCAGACAGACUGAUCCGAUAUUUACAGCAUGACUACUCACAGUGACCCCAAGCACACUGGAUAUGCAGCAGCUUCCUGGCUGGCACCCGGCGCCACCACCGUGGCACAGGUGCACACCGGGGAGGAACUGCUGCGGGCUUGGUCAAGCACCCUCCCAUGACUAAUCCAAGAGAAAUGUCCUUUUGAAGCAUGAGUGAGAAGAAAAUGGAGGAGACAACACAGGAAACUGCUGUUAGGAUUUUCAAGAGAAAAUACGAUUCACCUCAGACCUCAGUCUGAGAAGAAGAAGAAAUGAGAGCCAACACUGACAAAUGAGUAGUGCUGAAGCAAGUAUCAGUGAGGAAUUCAAAAGUGCCCUGAACCUGUGAUGGAGCAUAGCACCCUUGCUGUGGUCACAACUCAGAACUUGUCAAGAAUCAAUGUAUUUGGGAAAACAAUCACAUUGCCUUCACUGACUGAGAUUUAUAUUGUAGUUUCUAUUCUAUUAUCUGGAUUUAUGUGAAGUGUGUUGGUUGCUAAUUCUCAGAUAUUUUGACACCACCUUGCUAGCACUUCUUUUUUUGUACUUUUCAUUUUGAGUACUUGAUUUCUGAACCUUCAAAUCUCAGAAGAUCUAGUAGACUAAAAUCCAGAAAUGCUGAAUUCUUUAAAAGUCAAGGAAAGGUUUAUUUAAGGAGGAAGGAAGAAUUAUAUUUGCACAUAGUGAAUACAGUCCAUUUUGUAUUUUAUUUGCAAUAGGAAGUAAGUGAAAUUUUGCUUGAGAGAAUUUCCUAGACUGGGGAUUUGAAAGCAACCCUAAGCUCUUUUUUUUUGGUGUAAAUUAGAAGUAGCUGUACUGUAAACAGUAGGUUUAUGUUUUCAUAAAGCUGGUGUCAGAACAGAACAAAGCCCUAGAGGAGCUGGAACAGAGAGUGAUGUGAAGGAGAGAGGCAACACUGCUGAACCAACUUAUUCUCUUUCUCCCCCAGAAGAUCUUUACAAAACCCAGCCUCUCCGACCUCCUCUAUGGCUGUAACAAUACUAUGAUUGAAAGUAAAAGAAAUUAUUUCAAAAUUAUUGAAUUCAAACUGCAAAAUUUAUGGAAAUGAAUACCCAGAAUUAGGUUUCCAAAUCCUUAUUCAGCUGCCUAAACAAUGCCAAGUUGCUUGACCAGGUGUUGUUCCACUUAAAACAGGGGAAUCAUAUUCAGUAUCAGAUAUUACCGAGGCAGAAUAAAUAUCUCAGAAUUUAGCCCUGAAAUUUCUGAUUUUGGAAGUUUGAAGUAUCUAUUAGCUUCCUUUGACACUGAUGAAAGUUACUAUCUCAUCUUCUUUGAAAAUUAGGUCACCUAUUUACAGCUCAGAUCCACAACUGAUUUAUGGCAACUUAACAAGUCACCAUCUAUCUGCUGAACCACUGUAAUUGUCCGUGAAAUUCUUUUAUUGAAGUUUUUAACAAGUCACAUUCCCUCACAGCUGGGGAGGCCAAGGAGCCCAUGAACAGUUAUUGGCAGUGACUACAGAUCACUUGACAGGUGUGACUUGCUGAACUGCUUUGAUGAGUGCUUUAUUCCUCACUAGGCACCUAAGAAAGAAUAGAAGAAACUAAAUUUGGAACUACAUCUUUUCAGAUUAGCAUCUUAAGCUAGCAGCACAAUCCUCACCUUAGGUGACAGAGGAGCUGUGCCUAGUGUGCCUGGUGGGGUCUGCUGAGAGUCCCUACCAGAGACCUUACAGAUCUGGUUUUGUUUGGAUAGCAUCUAUGGAAUAUGAUAGAAAUCUAAGUAGGGAAAAUACACUGCACUGAGUUUUAUUUGUGUGGAGUUUUAUACCUGAGCACAGGACUAAAGUGUGUUGCACAAAUACAAGUAAUACAAUCUGUCUGGGCACACAGACUGUGAUGGCUUUGUGUGAAAUGUGUUCAUCACUUGUGGGACAGGAUGUAAGCAGAAAAAGGAUUGCUUACAGGAUUGCUUACUCUGUCAUUGUCAUGUCUACAUUGCUGUUCCCUUUAUAAAUGCAAAAAUUGAAAAACCAACUGAGUUUCAAUUCACACUGAACAGUGAUCUUCUUGUAAAGCUUUGGAAAGUCAGGUGGGCUUCCUCCACUGGUGAAGUUUCAUCCAUUAACUUCCUUUACUACCAGUUUAGGAUCUAUCCUCACACUCUUCUGCAGUGUGAACAGGGAAUUGGUUCAGGUUAGAAAAAUAUUGGAUGGAUAGAAAAGGAUGGGGAACAAGAAAUUGCUCUAUCAGUUCUGCCAGUGAAGGUCCUGUAUUGGUAAGCAGUCCCUGGAGAGACAGAAAAUCACUGUGGAGUUCAUGCAUCUCUCACUUUCUGAGGCUGAAAAACAAAGGUCUGGGUCUCACACUGAUAGAAAUCAAAAGUCCUUGAAAUCAAGCAAGUAUUACAAAGCAGAGUUGUAGGGGAUGAUGGAUACAGAUGGAGCUUGGUGGAGACCACUCCAGAGUUUGGUGUGCAGUGACAGCCCUGAAGAAGGUAGAAGGGUAGACGGGGUAGAAGGGUUCACAAUCACCAAGUACAUGUAUAACUCCAGAAGUGGGAUUUCAUAACUGUCCCAAACUGGGAAUUUCCCCUGAGCCAACAUUUUUGUGUCCACAAAAGUCUAGCAAGUAGCAAUUUCUUUUUAUAUCCUAGGAGAACCUGAAACUGUGUUUGAAUGGGAUAAAUAAGGAAAGCCCAUUUCUUCUUUCAACCAAGAGACUUUCACUUCUAUGGGGAGACCCAUGUCCUGGUUGCUGUCAAGGAUCUGUCCUGAGCAGAAGUCACUGAGGCAGAGAGCACUGGUCUGAUGGGAACAUAACACAUCUGUGGGAAGGAUAAGUGCAUGCUCUGCACAGAAACUGAGGUGAGAAGAGUCUGUUAGAGGGGGAGUCUAGUAAUUACAAUGUUAUUAAAUCCUUUCUGCUUGAUCUUUAAAGCAUACCUUCACACACUCAGUUUACAUUUAUUCUCACUGAAAUGGAGCUCACUACCUCUCCACUCCAGUCACUGACUUGCUAUUUUGUGCACAAUACUGAAUCUGCAUGAAUUCAAUGGGCCUUUAAUGCAUCUACCUAGAAGUUACUGUGAAAAGAAAAAUCUUCCAGAACCCAGGCAUGCCAGGCUUUGUAAGCAGAUCAGUAAUUCUAGUUCAAGGUAAAGUGGCUUGUUUUACUGAGUGUGAUAGUUAGACUCCUUCAGAGAUGAUGACUUUAUGUGAAAUGUUCUAGGAAUAUUUCAUGACCAGGUUACUGUACAUUUUUUUUACUGCAAAAUGUGCAAUUCACUUGAUGUUCUUCUGCACUUUUUUGAUUUUUUUAAAAUUUCAUUUUGUAUAAAAGUUUUUUUCAUUUACCUCUCCCUUCCCAUUAUUUAUAAAAGCUAUUGUGUUUUUUAAAGUUUAAAUUUGCACUGUUUUAGUAAAUAGCAGCUCUCAAAUGUUAUGUUUCCAUCUUUCAAACAAAGUAUGAAUAAACAAGUAGAUUCUUAAGGACUAUCAGCUGUCCUGAAUAGCAACAUCAACCAUCGACCAACCAAACACAAAAAUAUCCAGGAAAAUUUGAAUCAAUCCAAGCUUGAACAAUUAAUCAUUCUGUUGUUAAUCUCAGGGAUGAGAGAACGGUAAAUAUUGCUAGAGAGGAGGCAGAGUUGCUAUUAUUUGCAAACCUUUUGGAAAGUCUCACACAUCCCCAUUCAGGGAUUUUGAAUAUACUUAACAAUUGUCUUCUGUUCAUUUGUGUUUUACUUCACUGCUGCUUCAGUUCAAAGCCCCAUCAAGGGCCACUGCCUGCCUUGGGCUGGGGUGGGGGGGAACUUCCAUGUCACAAAGGAUUUUGAAAAAGUAAUAUUAGUUUAAAUCUGAGUGUAGGAGCAUAAGUAUUUGAGUCUGAGGUCAUUUAGAAUGGACUGUUUCAAUCUUUCAUCAUAACUUUAAAGCACUGUUCUACUACAUGGAAAAUAUGCAGCAAUAUACAUUCAAAUAAUAAAGAGUUUUAAAGAAGGGAAAAAAUAAAAUUAAGAAUUAAAUAUUCAAAAGACAGGUUGUAACUCUCAUCUUUCUCUGGAUUUCUUCAGAAAUAAAAUUUAUACAGAGGCUAUCCACUUUGCCAAGUAUUUGAAUUUUUAUAGUAAUCCUUAUUCUGGUGUGAUCCACAGCACUAUGAAAUUUCCCUAAAGAACUCAAGGAGCAACACUUGAGCACAGCAACUACUGCAAUGCCAGUAGUUCAUUCCAUGACCUGGUCUGGCCACCCAGAUGCAAAUACAGACCAAUGCCAAGGAGGCGGCUCUGCAUCGAUAGUAUUGAAACAGAUUUCAGCAUCUGGCUGCAUCUGGAUUACAGCAGGACACAGAGCUACUUAUGUGAUAAAAAAAAACAUUUCCAUGUAAAAAAAUUCCUUGUCUACAGAUCUGUAAAUUAAAAGCCCUUGUUCUCCUACCUUUAACUUCAA